This is a messenger RNA of Hibiscus syriacus, 898 nucleotides long. RefSeq lists its product as uncharacterized. NCBI's taxonomy places the organism in Eukaryota, Viridiplantae, Streptophyta, Magnoliopsida, Malvales, Malvaceae. The record is from RefSeq and is a predicted model, not a curated record. The coding region runs from base 65 to 898 and encodes 277 amino acids. The transcript has 3 exons. Gene Ontology annotation, cellular component: mitochondrial ribosome; mitochondrial large ribosomal subunit.
GCACCCACUCCGGUCUGUCAUCUCACACCGAAAGAGCGUGCCCGGGAAGCCGAAAAGGAAAAAAAUGAGAUUAAUAAGCAAAGAACGGCAACGGGAAAUGGAGAUUUUGAAGAAAGGAGGAAGAAAGGCGAUGGGAGUCCCUGACGAGCCUAUGAUUAUGGGAACUCCGGGGCUGGAUUUGAUUACAUUGGGCCUUGUCGAUGCUGAUAAGAUACCCAAAUAUGAGCUGACGGUGGAGGAUGGUCGGAGAUUGGCCAAGGAGUAUAGUCGGGUUUUGAUGAGGAAGCGUAGGGCUAGGCAGGCUGCUGAGACUAAUUUGUUGAGAAUGAAAAAGGAGGCAAUUGAAGAGUUGCCGGAGAAACUUAAGGAGGCGGCAAUGAUACCGGAUUUGACCCCGUUUCCGGGAUAUCGACUUGUGGCAUCUUUAACUCCGCCUAUUGAAGGGUAUAUUGAGAAGGUUAAGGAAGCGACUAAGAAAAGUAAGCCAAGCAAAAGCUCGGGUGAAGGCGAGAUGGAAGGCAUGAUGUCAUACAUCCAAAUGGACAUUGGCUUAGCAGCCAUGCAAGAUUUGGAGAUUGAACAGCUCGAUGUCAAGACAAUGUUCCUUCAUGGCGAUCUAGAGAAAGAAAUCUACAUGGAGCAGCCUGAGAGAUUCAAAAACAUGAUUUCAAAAAGACGGAAAGCGAUCAUUGUGCCUUCAGAAAAAAGGUAUGUAAGUGGUGGUUUUCUUAUACUUCUGCUCUAUGUUGACGAUGUAUUAGUUAUUGGACAAGAUCUCAUAAAGAUAAUUGCUUUCAAGGAAGAACUAAGCAAGAGUUUCGCCAUGAAAGAUUUGGAAUCGGCUAAACAAAUCCUUGGGAUGCGAAUAACUCGUGUUAGAUCAAAGAGACUGUUAUGA